CGCCACCAGACUACUACUUGACUCAACACCACCGCCAUCGCAGCAUGUAUAAAGCACCAAACCAACAGCGCCACGCUCGGCAGCCGCACGAGAACUUCCCCCUCUCUCGCAUACAAUGGCUUCAGAGCGCACUACGGAGCUGGAAUUAGCUCGCUAUCCAGGCCAGACGCCCUCCCACAUCUCAACCGACAUUGAGCCUCAGCACAGCGAUCCGAGCGACGACAUUGCCGGCUUCUCGUUACCGCCCACUGACGGCGGCAAAGAUGCCUGGCUGUUCCUUUUGGCCUGCUUCAUGCUCGAGGGGCUGAUAUGGGGCUUCGCCGCCUCUUAUGGUAUCUUCCAGGAGUAUUACAGCACCCGCGAACCUUUCGCGGGAUCCAGCAAUAUCCCCCUUGUGGGCGCAUGUGCAAUGGGCAUCAUGUACAUGGACAUCACAAUCAUGUUCGCCCUCCUAAAAUACUUCCCGAAGCUGCGUGCGUGGGCCACUCCCAUAGGCCUAGUCAUCAUGUGUCUAGCCCUCGGCCUUGGAUCUCUGUCCACCAACGUCACGCAUCUGAUCCUCACCCAAGGCAUCAUCUACGCAGUUGGUGGCGGACUCGCAUGGACUCCCAUACUCUUCUACAUCGAGGAGUGGUGGGUCCGACGCCGCGGAUUCGCAUACGGCGCGACCAUGGCUGGCCUUGGUCUGUCUGGAGCAAUCCUACCAAUUGUACUCGAAUGGCUUCUGAACCGCUAUGGAUUCCGCACUACGCUGCGAGUAUGCGCCCUCAGUUUUGUCGCCCUGAAUUUCCCGCUUCUCUUUUUCUUCAAACCGCGGCUUCCGCUCUCCCAGACCUCCCAGUCACGAAGCUUCGACAUGUCGUUCUGGAAGUGCACUAAUUUUCUCAUCCUCCAGUCCGGCAACGUGAUCCAAAGCCUGGGUUACUUCCUUCCGGCCAUUUACUUGCCGACAUAUGCCCGCUCCUUAGGCGCAUCCGGCCUAGAAAGCACCGUCACCCUUAUCCUACUGAAUGCCGCAGCCUUUGUGGGUUCUCUCUGCAUGGGCACAGCAGUAGACAAGUACGAUGUGGUCGACUGUCUUUUCGUAUCUGCGCUAGGUUCCACCAUCGGCGUCUUCCUUCUGUGGGGCCUUGCAACAUCUCUGGCGCCACUGUACAUCUUCUCUCUUGCUUACGGUGCUUUCGCUGGAUGCAAUUCGAGUUCCUGGAGCGCCAUCAUUCGGGACACGAGGGAUAAGAAGAGGGGCGCCGAUUCCGGCAUGAUCUUCGCCUGUCUUUCGGCUGGUAAAGGAAUCGCCAAUCUGUGCAGUGGACCACUCUCUGAAGCACUGGUCGAGGCAGGAUCUUGGAGGGCCGGAAUGGCAUACGGGUCCGGUUAUGGAGCUCUCAUCGUCUUUACGGGUGCGACCGCAUUGCUGUCCGGGUGGAGCUUUGCAGCGAAGAGGGUCGGGUGGUUAUGAGCUCGUUGCGGAUGACGGCCAUGUGAGCACUGAGCGAAGAGAUGCUGGCAAACUGAGUCCGAGACAAAUUAUUCUCUUCAACCUGCAACGUCAUGAUAUGGACGAGAUUGGAGAUUCUGCAGGCGUUAUCAGCAUCCCGUCCAACCCACAAACACGAAUUCGAACCUCAACUGCCGCCGACGUCUACAGUCCAAAGAUGCAUUCAGGUAUCAAAGAG
Trematosphaeria pertusa is the source of this 1676-nucleotide messenger RNA. Its product is annotated as MFS general substrate transporter. Gene Ontology annotation, molecular function: transmembrane transporter activity. Gene Ontology annotation, biological process: transmembrane transport. NCBI's taxonomy places the organism in Eukaryota, Fungi, Ascomycota, Dothideomycetes, Pleosporales, Trematosphaeriaceae. Bases 116 to 1459 code for a protein of 447 amino acids. The record is from RefSeq and is a predicted model, not a curated record. The transcript has 3 exons. Gene Ontology annotation, cellular component: fungal-type vacuole membrane.